Molecule: messenger RNA, 531 nt
Organism: Parnassius mnemosyne (clouded apollo)
Lineage: Eukaryota; Metazoa; Arthropoda; Insecta; Lepidoptera; Papilionidae
Source: the annotation of a GenBank genome assembly
AUGUAUUUAGUGGUCAUUGAUUCGUACUCUAAAUGGCCGGAGAUAUACGAUACAGCUAGUUCUACUUCCUCCGAUACAGUCAUUGAAAAGAUGUACGAAUUCAUGUCUAGGUUCGGCAUACCGCAAACGAUUGUAAGCGACAAUGGAACAUCGUUUACUUCACACGAAUUUAAACGUUUCUGUGAAAUAAACGGGAUAUCACACGUUACGUCGCCACCGUAUCACCCGGCAAGUAACGGUCAAGCCGAAAGUUAUGUAAAAAUAGUCAAAAAGGGUAUAAAAUCAAGUAUUAUGUCUAGCAGCAACACAAAACAAUCAAAAAACAAUUUAUUAAAGUUUUUGUUUGAUUACCGGAAUUCAAAGCACUCGACCACCGGCAUGUCACCCGCCGAGUUGAUUUUCGGGCGAAAGCUAAACUCGCGCUUAGACAGAUUGGUACCUACGUCAUCGCUCUUUGCGUCUGCGGCUUCAUCCGAUUUGAUAAAUGCGCAAAAAUGUCCACAGAAGGAAGAACCAGUACGUAUUAAGUAA